Suillus subalutaceus is the source of this 914-nucleotide messenger RNA. RefSeq lists its product as uncharacterized. The coding region runs from base 107 to 805 and encodes 232 amino acids. NCBI's taxonomy places the organism in Eukaryota, Fungi, Basidiomycota, Agaricomycetes, Boletales, Suillaceae. The record is from RefSeq and is a predicted model, not a curated record. The transcript is spliced from 3 exons.
UGAUCAACCUAACCAAACAACUUACUCUCUUAUAUAACAGCGUUCAAGCGACUCAUUUCAAUCCAAACACAACCAACAAAUCAUCUCUCCUAUUGAACAUACAAUCAUGGUUUUCUACGCAUAUGUGAAACAGGUCACCGACAACUCGACCUAUCGAUAUGUGAUUGUCUUCGCUAGCCGCGCAGUUGCCGAUGAGUGGUGGCGUGCCGUGUCCACUUCCUCCGUCGUUAGUUUCACGGACAGUAUUCAGCGUGUCAGCGCCCAGUUCUACACCCACAACGUGAACCAGGCCAACGCCGCCAACUCCCUCACCACGACUGGAGUUGCGACGCAGUUCCUUGGCUACGUGUUUUUCACGUUGAUGAACGACCUAGGUGGUCGCGACUUGAGCAUCAUCCCGCCGCUUGAUCAUUUCGCGGAUCACAUUAGCGGGAACUCUUUCUUCAUUCGCUCCAAAGUCUCUCCUUACAAGUACUGGUACUGUCCCCAGUCAUCCAACGCGGCAGAUGAUGGGGUCUAUGUUUCGCAAACCGAACGCACUCGCUUCCUUGUUAGUCGCACCGACAGCGGUACUGCAGGGACCAUCAUAAUUGGCUCUGACCAGAUUGCUAUCACGUUGACCACCGUCGAUAUGUCCAUUAACGUCGUCACCAGCACCGGUCAAGUGAUAGUUUCAACCGCUCCUAUGUCGGGGUUGAAGUUUAGUGACCUUUUGAACAAGUUCACCACGGGGGCUACCGAUCAGAGCUUGGACAUGAGGGAGCUCAUCUACACGGAUGACGGGGAGGAGUGGGAACUCGCUUGAACUGCUAUCACUGUUUGACAUUAGCAAAGGGCUUGCAUUUGACACAAAGUUGUCCUGGACUAUUAGUAACAUUAACACCGAAGGAAUUGUAUUUUUUGUUGAACGCCUG